AUGACUGCACAAGACUGGUCCCGCGCGUUCCACGGCGUCGUCAUCCACACCACAUCGCUCACGAGCCUGACGAUUGUCGAAGACGCGCUCCUCACGGUCUCGCCAAGCGGCCGAAUCGCCUCGCUCGAAGCCGGCGUCCGUCCGGAUCAGGUCCCGUCGAAACUGGCCUUGCUCGAGGCCGCCGCAUGCCCCGUCACAUACCUGCAGCGCGGGCAGUUCCUCAUGCCGGGCUUCGUCGACACGCACCACCACGCUCCGCAAUGGCUGCACCGCGGCCAAGGCCAAGGCCUGCACAUCCUCGAGUGGCUGGACCAAGUGGCCUUCCCCAACGAGGCGCGCUUCGAGGAUGCGUCGCACGCCCAAAGGGUCUACGGCAAGGUGGUGGAGGGCAUGCUGAGGCAGGGCGUGACGACGGCCAGCUACUACGGCUCCAAGCACGGCGCGGCCACCAAGACGCUGGCCGACAUCUGCCUCGCGCGCGGCCAGCGAGCCCUCGUGGGCAAGUGCAACAUGAGCCGCAACGCGCCCGACUACUACCGCGACGCGGACGAGCACGAGUCCCUCGCGGCGACGCUCGACUGCAUCCACCACAUCAGGCGCAUCGACCCCGAGGGCGUGCUGGUGCGCCACGCCCUCACGCCUCGCUUCGCCAUCUGCUGCGAUGCCGGCCUCCUCUCGGGCCUGGGCGACCUGGCCAGGCGCUACCCCGACAUGCCCAUCCAGACGCACUUCAACGAGUCGGAGCAGGAGCGCCGCGCGACCCUCACGCUGUUCCCCGGCUUCUCCAACGAGGCCGACCUCUACCAGCACUUUGGCCUGCUCAACGACCGCUCCAUCCUCGCCCACUGCACCAUCAUGACCGACUACGAGACGCGCCGCCUCGCCCGGCUCGGGUGCGGCGUUGCCCACUGUCCCACGGCCAACAUGACCGUCGGGGGAGGCUUCAUGGCCGCCCCCGUGCGGGACUUUCUGCGCAGCGGCAUCAAGGUGGGCCUCGGCACCGACUCGGGCGGCGGCUACUCGUCGUCCAUGCUCGACGCCAUGCGGCACAGCCUUGUGGCCUCGUUUGCGCGGGACUCCCUGGAUGCGCGGGACGGCACCGCCGCCGUGUCGCUCGACGAGGCUUUCCACAUGGCCACGUUGGGCGGCGCGCAGGUCGUCGGGCGCGACGCCGACGUGGGCAACUUCCAGCCCGGCAAGGCCUUUGACGCGCUGGUCGUCGACGUGCGCGGCGACGCGGGCGGCGUCAACGCGCCGCUCGAGGACGACGACUCGCUGCGCACCAUGCUGGAGAAGUUUGUCAUGACGGGCGACGACCGGAACAUACGGAGCGUCUUUGUCGGCGGAACAAGGGUGCAUGGCGUGUAG
Metarhizium album ARSEF 1941 is the source of this 1368-nucleotide messenger RNA. RefSeq names its product Guanine deaminase. Lineage: Eukaryota; Fungi; Ascomycota; Sordariomycetes; Hypocreales; Clavicipitaceae. The coding region runs from base 1 to 1368 and encodes 455 amino acids. Gene Ontology annotation, biological process: guanine metabolic process. The record is from RefSeq and is a predicted model, not a curated record. Gene Ontology annotation, molecular function: zinc ion binding; guanine deaminase activity. The transcript has a single exon. Gene Ontology annotation, cellular component: cytosol.